This is a messenger RNA of Neltuma alba, 1569 nucleotides long. RefSeq names its product phospho-2-dehydro-3-deoxyheptonate aldolase 2, chloroplastic-like. Lineage: Eukaryota; Viridiplantae; Streptophyta; Magnoliopsida; Fabales; Fabaceae. Gene Ontology annotation, molecular function: 3-deoxy-7-phosphoheptulonate synthase activity. The transcript is spliced from 5 exons. The record is from RefSeq and is a predicted model, not a curated record. The coding region runs from base 1 to 1569 and encodes 522 amino acids. Gene Ontology annotation, biological process: aromatic amino acid biosynthetic process.
AUGGCUCUCUCUUCUUCUUCGUCUCUCAGGCCCAUCACUUACAAACCUGCUCGUCACUCCUAUCCUUCUUCUCCCUUUCCUACAUUCCGCCACCUCUGGCCGCCCACCGGCGCUAGGUUCAAUACAGUCGCGAAUUCUACUGAGGCUUCGAAAUCAGCCGUCCCUUCCACCGCGGGCACCGCCUCAAUUCAGACCAAAUGGUCGCUUGAUAGUUGGAAGACCAAGAAGGCCCUUCAGCUUCCAGAGUAUCCGGAUCAAAAUGAGCUCGAUCAAGUCCUUAAAACCCUCGAAUCUUACCCCCCCGUUGUAUUCGCCGGAGAAAUGAGGAGCCUCGAGGAUAAAAUAGCUCAGGCCGCCAUGGGCAACGCUUUUCUCCUUCAGGGUGGGGAUUGCGCUGAGAGCUUCAAGGAGUGCAAUGCCAAUUAUAUUCGUGAUACCUUUCGCGUUAUUCUUCAAAUGAGCAUUGUUUUGAUGUUCGGUGCCCAGAUGCCUAUCAUAAAGGUUGGAAGAAUGGCAGGUCAAUUUGCAAAGCCAAGAUCAGAGCCAUACGAGGAGAGGGAUGGAGUGAAGCUGCCAAGUUAUAAGGGUGAUAUUGUGAAUGGUGAUGCAUUUCUGGAAGCAUCAAGAGUUCCAGAUCCAAAGAGAAUGGAAAGAGCUUACUGUCAAUCAGUUGCUACUCUCAAUCUUCUGAGGGCCUUUGCCACUGGAGGCUAUGCUGCCAUACAAAGGGUCAGCCAAUGGAAUCUAGAUUUUAUGGAUCACAACGAGCAGGGGGACAGGUAUCGCGAAUUGGCUUACCGAGUGGAUGAAGCCAUUGGCUUCAUGAUUGCAGCUGGAUUCACAGAUGAGCAUCCAAUCAUGACCACGACAGAUUUUUGGACCUCCCAUGAGUGUUUGCUUCUGCCUUAUGAGCAAGCACUUACUCGGGAGGAUUCUACUACAGGGCUUCACUAUGAUUGCUCAGCUCACAUGCUAUGGGUUGGAGAACGCACUCGACGACUUGAUGGUGCUCAUGUGGAGUUUUUAAGAGGAGUUUCUAAUCCAAUUGGCAUCAAGGUGAGCCAUAAGAUGGAUCCUGAUGAACUGGUGAAGCUGAUAGAUAUAUUGAAUCCAAAGAACAAAGCUGGAAGAAUAACAGUGAUAGUAAGAAUGGGAGCUGAUAAUCUGAGAGUGAAACUGCCACAUCUAAUCAGAGCAGUUCGCAGAGCAGGCCAAAUUGUGACAUGGGUCAGUGAUCCCAUGCAUGGCAACACCAUCAAAGCUCCAUCUGGACUCAAAACUCGCUCCUUUGAUUCUAUCAGAGCUGAGCUGAGAGCAUUUUUUGAUGUGCAUGAGGAAGAAGGAAGCUACCCAGGAGGAGUUCAUCUAGAAAUGACAGGUCAGAAUGUGACAGAAUGCGUGGGAGGCUCAAGAACUGUGACUUAUGAUGACCUGACUUCACGCUACCACACCCACUGUGAUCCCAGGCUUAAUGCUUCACAGUCUCUUGAACUUGCUUUUAAGAUUGCUCAGAGACUCCGCAGAUCAAGGCUUACCUCUCUCCACUCUCUUGCCUCUCUUUCAAAUUAA